Molecule: messenger RNA, 2030 nt
Organism: Hypoxylon fragiforme
Lineage: Eukaryota; Fungi; Ascomycota; Sordariomycetes; Xylariales; Hypoxylaceae
Product: alpha/beta-hydrolase
Exons: 1
Coding region: 501-1748 (415 amino acids)
Biological process (GO): lipid metabolic process
Source: RefSeq, a predicted model, not a curated record
UACCUGUGGCAGGCCAAAGACGGGUUUUGGAUUUGUUAUUAUCCGUUAUUAGGUACCUACCUGCCUCGGUAUAUAAUAGACACCUCAAUAUCUACUACACAUAUAUGUAGUUAUUAGGUUUCAAUGCUUUAUGUCUCUGGGUCUUCAAGUGCAUCACGCGAACAAGACCCUCUCAACCCUGAGAAUCCACUGGCGCGAUGCUUAAUGCGCAAAUACCUACAACGUCAACAUUGAAUCGUGCACUUAAGCUUUUCACCCUUCCUCUCUCCAAUAAUUCUUAAUCAAUAAAUCAAAUUUUACUUCUUCUCCAUCUCCAUCUCCAUCUCCCUCUCCCUCUCCCUCUCCGUCUCUCCCUCGCCUUCUCUGCUUUACUAGUUGCCCCAUCAAAGGCCUAUGACCUAUGGCCUCCUGUUCAUGGGACAUGGCUAUUCUAUACCUUAAUAUCUCGAGUCGUGGUUCCUAAUAUCAGACCUAAAAGCCCAUCACAACCAUUGUAUACCAUGCUACAUACGAUGUUGACAUUUGCUUUGCUACUAUCGUGCCUGGUAGUUGCCUUCGCGUUGGGAUCCCCUGUAGGCAGUCAAUACCCUCUCCGAAAACAGGAUGAUACUACGACUCCUGAUCAUAUUUCGCCCGACCUCUUCGCAUCCCUCGAGCGCUUCUCCCGACUGGUCGACAUAGCUUACUGCGUUGGCACCACCGGAGUUAACCCACCCUUUUCCUGCGCAUCACGAUGCAAAGACUUCCCAUCACUAGACCUCGUCACCACAUGGAAUACAGGUGUUUUGAUGAGCGAUAGUUGUGGUUACAUUGCAGUUGACCAUGGAACAUCACCGGUACCUAAUACGAGCGUGGAUGUAGGUAGAGCUAAUGGUGAGGGUUUGGAUAUGGGGAACAAGAGUCAGGGGGCAAUCAUUGUGGCGUUUCGCGGUACAUACAGCAUUACCAAUACCGUCGUCGACCUCAGUACAAUACCUCAAGAAUACGUCCCCUAUCCCUCACCAGAUGAGGGAUCCGAACCACCCAAGGAGCCGAAUCAUACCUGUUAUAACUGCACAGUGCAUAUGGGUUUCCUGACAUCGUGGCGAAUAGCUAAAACUGUUGUGCUACCAGCACUCAAGCCACUACACCAGCAAUAUCCGAAUUAUCCAAUUUAUCUUGUCGGUCACAGUCUCGGUGGCGCUGUAGCUGCUCUUGCUGCUUUGGAACUCAAAGUUACAUUGGGCUGGAACAAUCUCGUGGUGACCACCUUCGGCGAGCCCCGUAUUGGAAACGAUGGGUUUGUCGAAUACCUAAACUCAGUCUUCGAACUAGGCAACGCUGGGAGACAAUCCGAGGUGCAUACGUAUCGGCGCGUAACGCAUAUAGAUGACCCUGUGCCGCUGCUCCCUCUGACAGAGUGGGGAUACAGGUCUCAUGCUGGCGAACUGUUUAUAUCCAAACCCGAUCUGCCUCCCGAGCUAUCAGAUAUUCGGUCGUGUAUAGGAAACUACGAUUCCCAGUGUAUCGCGGGCUCGGCGGGAGAGAGUUUUGCGAAAACCGGGAAGAUCAUGGCCGAAGAGCGGGCACAAGACACGUCGGUUUGGACACGGGGGCUUUGGGAUUUCCCAACUCGGUUCAAGCUAUGGCAAUUCUUGUUCGCGCAUCGAGACUAUUUCUGGAGGUUGGGCUUAUGUGUGCCUGGAGGUGACCCUGUCGACUGGGGCAGGGAGAAAUAUCCUAAUUUUACGUAUAACGAUGAGCUAUGAGCCACAAGUAAUUACACAUAAUAUUAUGUACUAGUGUGUUGUCGGUAUCAUAGGCGUCUCUUUUGGUAUUUGGCAUCGUAUGGAAAAUUAAUUAUGUAGGAAUGAUCUAAAUUGACGACAGAGAACGAAAUAUAUAUUCAGUAUGCCUCAACAUGUAGGGCUAUAUCUACUAUCGUAUCUAUCGCAUGUACAUCUCUGUAUGCAUGGUGAAAAUGGCAUAAUAGCUGCAUGAUUCAUACAUGCCUAUGGCCCUAUGUACGUACCUACACAAUCUCUCUAACC